This is a messenger RNA of Lathyrus oleraceus (garden pea), 1217 nucleotides long. RefSeq names its product 2-hydroxyisoflavanone dehydratase. The transcript has a single exon. Lineage: Eukaryota; Viridiplantae; Streptophyta; Magnoliopsida; Fabales; Fabaceae. The coding region runs from base 29 to 1024 and encodes 331 amino acids. The record is from RefSeq and is a predicted model, not a curated record. Gene Ontology annotation, molecular function: carboxylic ester hydrolase activity.
UCACUUUGUUUAUUCCACCAAAAUUUCAAUGGCUUCUUCUUCCGAUGCCAACAAAGAGAUAGAAAAAGAGCUUCUACCCCUUAUCCGUGUCUACAAAGAUGGCACCAUAGAGCGUCUCAUGAGCUCUCCAAUGGUUCCACCUUCCCUUCAAGACCCUCAAACUGGUGUCUCCUCCAAAGAUAUUGUUAUCUCCAAUCAUAACAACCCCGCCCUCUCUGCUCGCAUUUUCCUUCCAAAAUCCCACCACAAAAACCAGAAACUUCCCAUCUUACUCUACUUUCAUGGCGGGGCUUUCUGCGUCGAAUCGCCUUUUUCCUUUUUGUGCCACCGUUACCUCAACCUGUUAGUUUCAGAAUCUAAUAUAAUAGCUGUUUCUGUUGAUUUCAGACUCCUUCCACUACAUCCUCUUCCUGCAGCUUAUGAAGAUGGUUGGACUUCUCUCCAAUGGGUUGCUUCACACACAAGUAAUUACGAAACAAACAAUAGUAACUUGGAAAGAGAACCGUGGUUGCUAGAUUAUGGUGAUUUCAACAAAGUUUACAUAGGUGGUGAUGUCAAUGGUGCUAACCUUGCUCAUAACUUAGCUAUGCGUGCUGGAUCUGAAACAUUACCAAACAACCUUAAAAUAUUGGGGGCAUUACUAUGUUGUCCUUUUUUCUGGGGCUCAAAGCCAAUUGGGUCAGAGCCUGUAGAGGAGCAUGAGAAUAGCUUGGCUAUGAAAGUGUGGAACUUUGUGUACCCUAAUGCAAAGGGUGGGAUUGAUAACCCCAUGGUCAACCCUUGUGCACCAGGUGCACCUAGUUUGGCUACACUUGGGUGUUCUAAGAUACUAGUUACUAUUACUGACAAAGAUGAGUUUAGAGACAGAGAUAUGUUGUACUACGAAUCGGUAAAAAAAAGUGGGUGGCAAGGUCAACUUGAACUUUUUGAAGCUGGAGAUGAGGAACAUGGUUUCCAGAUGUUCAAACCUGAAACUGAUAGAGCCAAACAAUUUCUCAAACGCUUGGCAUCUUUUCUUGUUUGAGUGAAAAAAAAGUAUUGUUGUGUGGGAGGAAAAAGUUCUUAGUUGUUUUAUUGUUGAACUUUAUAAAUGAUUGAUCAAACUCAUCAUGUAGCUGAUAACUAAACAAAGUUCAACAUGUGUUCAGGAAGAAAAUAAAUUCCUUUUGUAAUCAUCAUGUCCCUGUCUAUUAAAUUGUGUUUGGUUUUUCCUAAUA